Hippopotamus amphibius kiboko is the source of this 393-nucleotide messenger RNA. RefSeq names its product ubiquitin-conjugating enzyme E2 C-like. The transcript has a single exon. Bases 1 to 393 code for a protein of 130 amino acids. NCBI's taxonomy places the organism in Eukaryota, Metazoa, Chordata, Mammalia, Artiodactyla, Hippopotamidae. The record is from RefSeq and is a predicted model, not a curated record.
AUGGCCUCCCAGAACCAUGACCCGCAGCAGCUCUUUAAGGAGUGGGACGUCCCCCAGUGUGGGCGCCAACAACCCGUGGGCAAGAGGCUCCUACAGGAGCUGGAGACUCUUAGGAAGUCUAGGGACAAGGGAAUUUCUGCUUACCCUGAAUCAGACUUUUCCAAACGGGUGGGGACCAUCCACGGAGCAGUGGGAACAGUCGGUGAAGACCUGAAGUCUCUAACCCCGCAGUUCCAGGGAGCCUUCCAUCCCAGCGCGUGCGCAGUGAAGCCCCUCAGCCCUGUACCAGGGUCACGUGGACGCCAGGGUCACGUGGGCCUAGACACCUCGGAGGGCAAGUGGGCUUACCUGUGUGACGUCAGGACCACCUGCUCUCCGUGCAGAGCCGGCUAG